GGGCGGUUGUUGCUGUGAAACAGUAUUCGGUGGGAUAUUGGCACUAGCUGAGUGGAGCUCGAGCUGUUACGGGUUUUUAGUUUAUAGACCCUUAUAUAAACAUUAAUACCCUUAUUAACAGUAAUAAUAAUCAUUAAUAAGCGCUUAUAGAUCAGAGUAGAGUAAAUUACCGGGUUAAUAACGGUGUUAUUGAGCUCUGCGGGGAGGAAACCGCGGACCGGGGCUCUGUUCAACCAUGAACCCAGAAUAUGAUUACCUGUUUAAACUGCUGCUGAUUGGAGACUCUGGGGUCGGGAAGUCCUGUCUUCUUCUGCGUUUUGCGGAUGACACAUACACUGAAAGCUACAUCAGCACGAUCGGCGUCGACUUCAAAAUCAGAACGAUAGAGCUGGACGGAAAGACCAUCAAACUACAGAUCUGGGACACUGCGGGUCAGGAGAGAUUUCGCACCAUCACCUCCAGCUACUACAGAGGAGCCCACGGCAUCAUCGUGGUCUAUGAUGUCACAGACCAGGAGUCCUUUAACAACGUGAAGCAGUGGCUGCAGGAGAUCGAUCGCUACGCCAGCGAGAGCGUCAACAAGCUCAUGGUGGGGAACAAGUGUGACCUGACCACCAAGAAAGUGGUGGACUACACAACAGCAAAGGAGUUUGCAGACUCUCUGGGAAUACCGUUCCUGGAGGCCAGCGCGAAGAACGCCACGAACGUGGAGCAGGCCUUCAUGACCAUGGCGGCGGAGAUCAAGAAGAGGAUGGGGUCGGGGACCAGCGGUGGGGGAGCUGACAAAUCUAACGUCAAGAUCCAGAGCACACCCGUCAAAACCUCCACCGGGGGGUGCUGCUGAGCUGAGAGUGUGUGUGUGUGUGUGUGUGUGUAAAUACCUGAUGCAGUGUGAGGUUUGUUAAAGGAUGCUACAGUAACUUUGCCUGAUGUUUGUAUCAUGCAUGCAGUGAAGCUGCACGGGCAGAUUUACACACGUUUCUGACGGUUUUGAGCUUCAGAGCCUCAGAUCAGUAGGUGAACAGAUUCAUCACACACCUUUACCAGGUCAGUACGUUUCUUAUUAAUGUGAGGGACUGCUGGAAACAUCUCUGGAGUGACUUACUGACUUUAAUAUAAAUAGAGAAUAAGCUGACUGAGCGCUGAUGAAGGGACUGAAGCUGCUGCAGGAUCUUGUUCAGAAGGUUUUGGUUUUGUUUGUAACUGUAACUGUUAGUUUGUUGUUAAUUUGAUGGUAUAUUUUGUUUUUAGGUUAUUUGGGGCGUGUUCUCAGAUAUAUUGUACAGAAAACCCUAACCCCAGACUUCAGAUGUUCGUGUUGGUUCACCAUUUCAUUUAAACCCAAGACAGGCUUCAGGUAGAGCUUCACAAUGAGUUUAUAGACCAUGGAAAACUGUGCAGAGGUGGGUGUCUAACAGAGGGGCAUUUUUAGGGUAAUCUCCAUGAUGUUUAAGUAUAAUAUGUAUGUAACUUGUAAUUUUACCCAAUUCCUGUUCGUAUUACCUCCCUCUAUCACUAGCAGAGCUGUACAUGUGAAGUCAGGCUCUGCCUCUUUUCCGUUUCCUUUCAGCUACCACUAAUCACCAAUGCAGCGUCACUUAGAGGAAAGCGCAGGAUCCCCUGCUCAGAUAAAUCAGCUAACAGCUGUGCUGAGCAGCAUCACGUUAAGAUUGAUGAGAAGAGAGAGCACCCCCUACUGUACCCACCCAGAAAUAAACAGCAUGGUCAAGUGUGCUCUCUCUGACUCUGGCUGCUGAUGCCAAAGCAUGGUCAGCCCAGUUUCAUCAGUUUCAGACUUAAUGAGAAAGAAAACAUGUAUAUCAGCUCUGGAAAAAAUUAAGAGAUCACUUCAGUUUCUGAAUCAGUUUUUUCGGAUGUUGCUAUUUAUAGGUUUAUGUUUGAGUAAAAUGUUGUAAAACGUGGUUUUAUUCUAUAAACUACAGACAACAUUUCUCCCAAAUUCCUAAAAAAAAUAUUGUCAUUUAGAGCAUUUAUUUACAGAAAUAAUGCAGACCUUAAAUAAUGCAAAGAAAACAAGUUCAUAUUCAUAAAGUUUUAAGAGUUCAGAAAUCAAUAUUUGGUGGAAUAACCCUGGUGGUUUUUAAUCACAGUUUUCAUGCAUCUUGGCAUCAUGUUCUCCUCCACCAGUCUUACACACUGCUUUUGGAUAACUUUAUGCUGCUUUACUCCUGGUGCAAAAAUUCAAGCAGUUCAGUUUGGUGGUUUGAUGGUUUUUGAUUAUGCAUCUUCCUCUUGAUUAUAUUCCAGAGGUUUUCAAUUUGGUAAAAUCAAAGAAACUGAUCAUUUUUAAGAGCUCUCUUAUUUUUUCCAGAGCUGUAUAUACAUAUUUUCAUCUUUAAAAGAGCGUUAAUGACGUUUGCUCAUAUCUGGUUGGUUCCCUCAUAAACAUGCCUUACUUGUACUGUAUGAAUUACUUCAUGCAGUAUAAAUAUCAAUGCAAACAUCUUUAUCCUAUAAAGAUUAAAGACUUUUGUCUGUAUUGUUACAUUACAUAAACCUUCAAAGGUACCCUAAAAAUAUCCUUUAGUGUGCCUUUAAUGUUCUUCAACUUCAAUGAAAAUAUUUUGUUUUUUUUGUUAGUUUUUUUAAUACAGUUUAAUACAGUUUAUUAUAUUACUGUUUUCACCAAAAACAUUUCACUGAAGCGGCGCUACAGGAUCAGGCUGAACUGUGUAUUUAUGUAAAUCUCUAUAUAUAUAAAUGAAGUAACUCCUGUAUUUGAGGGGGGAGGUUUCAGAAAGAAUUAUUAACGAUGGGGGAGAAGGGGGGUAGAGUAUAUAAAUAAACUCUUAUUUUCUCGUGUGGUUCAUGUCGUGAGAGACGUUGUUGGUUCUUCUUUUUCUUUUCUCUGUUUUUUGGGGGGUAUUAAUGUUUUGGCUCAUAUUCUAUGAAGGAAAUGUUCAAUAAAAAUGGUUUUAACUGAAA
Messenger RNA from Astyanax mexicanus (Mexican tetra), 2946 nucleotides. It is a transcript of the gene rab1aa, whose product is annotated as RAB1A, member RAS oncogene family a. The record is from RefSeq and is a predicted model, not a curated record. The coding region runs from base 236 to 844 and encodes 202 amino acids. Gene Ontology annotation, molecular function: GTPase activity; GTP binding. The transcript is spliced from 6 exons. NCBI's taxonomy places the organism in Eukaryota, Metazoa, Chordata, Actinopteri, Characiformes, Acestrorhamphidae.